AACACUGUUGGGUUUUUUUUCGUGUGGAGACACUGGCGUCUGCGAUUUUUGUCAAUCAUUUGCCAGCAGAAAAUAUAUAAAAACUCAGAGAAAAAUGGCAGCGCACGGCGACUUGAUUGCACAAUUCAUAGAGAUCACCGGAACAGACGAGAAUGUGGCCCGGUUCUAUCUGUCUAGCUGCGACUGGGACAUAGAGCACGCUCUGGGAAACUACUGGAGUACCCAGGCGGACCUGCCGGUUCCGCCUGCGUCAGUGGGACACGCGGACAAUCCAAGACCGAAGGCGACUCCGAGUAGUGGAGCAAGCGCCGGCCCCGCCGGAGCUGUCAAAACUACUGAAACAGCUAAAACUACUGACGCAACCGCAUCUUCUUCAGCUUCAGUUGACGUCGCACCGACUGCGUCCAAGGCCAAGCCAAAAUUCGCCACACUAAGCGACAUGUCCAAAGAGCCAUCCAGCGACGAUGACCAGCAGGCCUUUUACGCCGGUGGCUCAGAUCGUUCCGGUCAACAGGUCUUGGGCCCGCCGAAACGAAAGAAUUUCCGCGAGCAGCUAACCGACAUGAUGCGCUCUGCGCAGGAGCAAAAUAUCGCGGAGGUGGGCCCAUCUACCAGCAGCGGAGGUGGCGGUGGAGGAGCUGGAGGCACUGUCUGGGGCCAGGGCAUGCGGCUGGGCAUGACCGAUAACGAUCACACUGCUGUGGGUACCAAUAAACCUCCGCCGUCCAGUGAAAACAAGCCGGUGGUGGUGCUGAAGCUCUGGAGCCAGGGAUUCUCCAUCGAUGGCGGCGAGCUGCGUCACUAUGACGAUCCCCAAAACAAGGAGUUCCUAGAGACUGUCAUGCGCGGAGAAAUUCCGCAAGAGCUGCUAGAGAUGGGCCGCAUGGUCAAUGUAGACGUAGAGGACCACCGACACGAGGACUUCAAGCGCCAGGCGGCUCCACAGACAUUCAAGGGAUCCGGUCAGAAGCUCGGCAGUCCCGUGGCCAAUGUAGUUACUGAAGCGCCAGCAGCUUCUGCGGCAGUAUCGCCCGCCGAGGCAGCCAACCAGGAGGCGAGUGCUCGCGAUGCCAUCAACUUGAAUUCCGAAGCACCGUCCACCACGCUGCAGAUUAGACUAGCGGAUGGUUCGCGUCUAGCUGCGCAGUUUAAUUUGACGCAUACUGUCUCUGAUAUACGUCGAUUUAUACAAACCGCACGCCCUCAGUACUCAGCCAGUAACUUCGUUCUGGUGUCCUCGUUUCCCACUCGCGAGCUGAGCGACGACAAUUCCACCAUAGAGAAGGCUGGCCUCAAGAACGCGGCUCUCAUGCAGCGCCUCAAGUAACUCUAAGUUAAGUACUCGUGAAGGCUCCCAGCGGGAGGGAGCGACAACCUAUGAAAUAAAAUUGGAUUGGUGAAGUCGGGGAUCCUAUAUGGCCGAAUCCGAUGUCUAUAAUUGUCUAUUAUAUAUACAAUAUACCAAAAUUGUGUGCUUA
Molecule: messenger RNA, 1478 nt
Organism: Drosophila ficusphila
Lineage: Eukaryota; Metazoa; Arthropoda; Insecta; Diptera; Drosophilidae
Gene: p47
Product: NSFL1 cofactor p47
Exons: 5
Coding region: 95-1327 (410 amino acids)
Biological process (GO): autophagosome assembly; nuclear membrane reassembly; Golgi organization
Cellular component (GO): nucleus; cytosol
Molecular function (GO): ubiquitin binding
Source: RefSeq, a predicted model, not a curated record